Molecule: messenger RNA, 2503 nt
Organism: Strongylocentrotus purpuratus (purple sea urchin)
Lineage: Eukaryota; Metazoa; Echinodermata; Echinoidea; Camarodonta; Strongylocentrotidae
Gene: drc3
Product: dynein regulatory complex subunit 3
Exons: 12
Coding region: 223-1794 (523 amino acids)
Molecular function (GO): protein binding
Source: RefSeq, a predicted model, not a curated record
CAAUGUUUAAGGAGCGGCUGGCUUAUUGGUCGCUAGUUUCGAGGAGCGGAUGUCGAAAUCGCGACGUACACACGUAAACGCCAUGACAACAAUGGACGCGAUUUGACUAGGAAUUCUUCGCUCAUAAUUAGAUAGCUUAAAGGAAAGAAUUUAUCGCCAGGUGUCAAAUCUUCUUGACCAAAUCAAUCUCAUUGAUUGUGACAUUGUGAAUCUGCUGCCAAGAUGAGUCGUCUGUAUGACACGGUGGAGCCGUCUGUGGUGGAUGAGAUCAUGCUCCAGAAAGCAGUCGAGGAGCAGGGGCCCAAGGAAGAAGCCGGCAGGAUAGCCAAGGCAGAGGGAAUAGACUUUACAGAUGUGACACAGCUUAGACUGGACUUCAAAAAUAUUCUCAAAGUUGACAACUUGUGGCAAUUCAACAAUUUGGUCAAGCUGCAGCUAGAUAACAACAUCAUUGAGAAGAUUGAAGGUUUAGACACUCUUGCUCAUCUUGUUUGGCUUGACCUCUCCUUCAACAAUAUUGAAGUGGUAGAAGGUUUAGAAAAGCUAGAGAAACUGGAGGACCUGACUUUGUAUAACAACCGUAUCGCAACCUUAGAGAAUAUGGACAGCCUCACCCAACUUCAUGUUUUUUCAGUUGGCAAUAAUAACCUUUCUUCUCUAGAAAAUUUAAUCUACUUGAGAAGAUUUAAAGGUUUGCGAACACUCAACCUGGCAGGCAAUCCAUUCUGCGAUGAUGCAAACUACAAGCAGUUUGUCGUUGCUCACAUUCCCACCCUGGCCUACCUGGAUUUUAGGCUCAUCGAUGGAAACACAAAAACGGCAGCUAUGGAGCAGUACAAGUAUGCUAUCGAAGAACUGAUGGCUGAUGAGACAGCAGCAGAGAACAAGAGGUUGGAGAUAGAACUCAAAGAGAGCAAGUUUGAGAAGCAGAAGCUUGCCUAUGUUGAGAACCUAGAUGGACCACAUCUCUUUGAUAACAUGUUUGCUGAGGACCCUGAAGCAAGCAAACUGGGAGCCCUACCUGGGGUCGAUGAACUAUUGGCUGUUUACAAGGAGAAGAUGGUGGCCAUUUGCCAGCAGGUCUUUGCCUUUGGGUUGCAGGAGCAUGAGAAGCGAUGCAAGGAGGUGGACGAGUUCUAUUCUUGUGUGCAGGAAGCCAAGGAUGAGAACAAGGAGAUGGCUGUAGUCAUCAUCAAUGAAUUCAACAAGUACAAAAAGAAGAUUGUGGCAGAGCUGACAGUGAUGAGUGAUCCAAAUGGAAUUGAAUCCCAGAUUACGGAGUACAAAGAGGAGGUUGACAAACUUUGGGAUAGGUUGAUGGGAUUUGAACUUCAGUUGGUGGAUCAACUAGAGGAUACGAUAAAGGAUUUUGAAAGGAACCUAGCAGACAUGGUGUCAUCAUUUGUGGAAUUUGUCCAAGGAUUGAUAUCUCAGGUCAGAGAUCUAGAGAAUAUCCAUCAUGAACGUCUGCUGGAGAUUGCCCAUAUCACACUGGAGAAAUAUGUCAAGAAUGAACUGGAUGAUGAACUACCAGAAGAUCUUAGAAUGCUCUUGGUUGACAAAGAUACCAUCACCAAUGCCGUGAGCGCCUCCCACGACGUCCAUCUCCUGAAGAUUGACAACCGAGAAGACGACAUCAUUCAGCGUGCCAAUGGCUGGCUGGGAGCACUCAUGGAGCGUAUCCAUAAUGAGGAGGAGGUGGCCAGGAACAGGGACCGCGUCAAAGAGAUCAACAACUUCAUUGACCAUCUCAAGGAUGAUAUCGAAAACAUGGAGCUACCCAAUGCGAUGUGAGAAGUUGGAGAUAAAGCCAGGGAAAUUUGACCAUUUCCUGAUGGAACCGUACUAGCUGGACUUUGCAUGUUGGAAGAUUAUUAUCAAAUCAAAUCUUGGAAGACAUGAGUAAAUUUUAAGCAUUGCUUAUAUUAAUAAUAUUUGGGCAAGGAGCCAUCACAUAAUAUGUAACUAAUAGCCCUGAUAUGUGUUUACAUGUUACUCCGAUGGAUAUGAGUAGGUACAUGUAUUUCUGACUUACAUUUGUUUUUCUUAUAAUUUUGAAAUUGCUGCUCAAUACAAUAGCCUAAUACACAUAUUUACUAUUGUAAGUUGUAUUCUAUGGCCGUUUUAAUGCAUUACGACUUUGGGAAGGCAAAACUGGAAAAUGUUGUUCUUGAGUAUUUACAGCAAUUAUUUGUCAAAGGUUGUCCAACCUGGCAACUACAUUCAUUAUGAUCUUCAUCAAGACACAACACCUUUUGGGAUUGGUACUGUAAAGAAUGCACAUACAAUAUACCAAUGAAUUAUUGUUACAUUUGAAGAAUAGGCCUGUCCUUGAUAUGAAUGAAACAUGAUAUGGACAUAGGCAUCCAUUCUUGCCCAUCACACACACCUUUUAUUCACCCAUGCAAUGCACUUAAAUAGAUCCUCACUUCCAGCCUGGGAGGCACUCUUUUUCUGAAGAAAAAAAAAAGAAGUUUUUUUCAGAAGGCUUGUAAUACCAAGA